Molecule: messenger RNA, 2099 nt
Organism: Morone saxatilis (striped sea-bass)
Lineage: Eukaryota; Metazoa; Chordata; Actinopteri; Moronidae
Product: tectonic-3-like
Exons: 15
Coding region: 264-2066 (600 amino acids)
Biological process (GO): cilium assembly; smoothened signaling pathway
Source: RefSeq, a predicted model, not a curated record
CGGAAGUGGCAGUGACACAACUUCCUUGGCAACAAGAAGCUUGCUACCCAGUGGAUUUAUGUUAGCACGUUUGGCUAAAUGCGUCCAUUAAAAACGUUUUCUGAAUUACGUACUUCAUUUUAACGUUGUUUUAUUUUACUGUUGUAUUCAAUAAUUGAGAUAAUUGCUGCUAAAUGUGAAGUUAACAUUAGCGAGCUGACUCUACGGUAGCUCGUUGGGCCAUUAACACUUCGCACCGUUUACCGCACCAUGUCUCUGGCGACAUGAAUCUCCCGCGGUGGUGUCGUGCCGUUCAGAUACUUCUCGUCUUGUGUGGACGUUUAGUUCACGCAGUCACAGAAUCGGGGGUCACUUCAAGCGUUAAUGUCAGCCCCACAGAUGUGGAGUCUCUGAGCUCAGUGACCCCGGCUCCGGGCGGUACACAGGCCGUGGACCCCCCCAGUGUCGGCACCACUACGGCGGCCACCGAGGGCUCCACCGUGGGCUCCACCGAGGGCUCCACCGGCUCCACCGUGGGCUCCACCACCGCCCAGCCUGUGCUCACUUCAGAGGGUUGUCUCUGUGAUUUAACCCCUGAUUUCUGUGACAUCGGCUGCUGUUGUGACACAGUUGAUUGCGGCAUUGCGAACUUGAGCACCAUCUUCACGGGAUGUCCACAGAAAGCCAUAUCGGGAGUUUGCAUUGAGAAAUGGUUGAUGUUCAGGGCUAACGUGGAUUCCUCUCUUGUCACUGUGACUGACUCCUUGUUUUGUGUCCGGCCUAAAGAUAAUGCCCCCCCGUCCCUCCCAGCUCUACCUCAGCAUCCAGCUUUAGGGGAUUCGUACCACUUCUCACCACCAGCACCUACAACCAGCACCCACAGCAGAGAUUUCUACCGGGCUGAUGAUGUCAUCCAGACGUAUUUCUCCAGCUCGUCUGCGCGGGGUCUCCUUCGUCAGCCUUCUCCAGGGGCUGCAGCUACAUUCUGUGUCAACCGCAACCCUGCAAAGUUCUUGAGGUCUGUGUCUCUGUCUUGUUCCCGCGCGUUAACUCCUCAGUCAUGCACCACAGACCCAAAUCUCAACGCCCGCUCCUACUUCUCUGACUUGAGUCUGAUCAAGAUUCCAACAGUCCAGACGGCACAAGUGUCAGACCUUCUGAUCCCUGUUACUCCGCUGUUCGACUGGCCUGCGCCGAGCGAACAAAACAACUCCUGUGUCAAUGUGGUGAAAAAAGUUCAGUUUGUCAUAGGGUACACAGCCCGAGGGGAGCUCACAUAUGCAACAGUGAACGUAGUCUUAGCUGAUGUGGAUCCAAAUCAGUUGCUGCUGCAGACGCACUCUGUACAGUUCCAGCUGGCAACACCCAGCAGCACUGCAGGAGGACCGGUCCCUGCUCUCGGACUUAGAGCGGGAUCCCCUGUCAUUGGUCGCUUUGAUGGAGAAGUGCAGCCUCUGAGCACACUGGGGGUGUCACAGAGCGGGGAGUGUUCCUCUGACCCCAGCAGACGAGCGCCCAUCCUCUUCACACACAACACUAUCACUGGUUGCACAUUCAGUUCCUCAUCUAGUGACUGUUCAGAGCUGCGUUCCCAGGUUUACGGGAUCUUGCAGGGACUUGCUACUCCUGAUGUGAUCGCCAUGAAUUCGGGCUCCCAACCUGACUGGACGAGAGUCAUCACCCAGGAGUGUCCCGUCAGCCUGCAGGAAACAUGUGAAUCAGGAUGCGUCCUCCCCAACUCUCUCUCUAUCCGAGUGCUGUGGGCCCGCCAGGGUCUCUUAGACCAUCCCCAGAACUACAUUCUUGGAGCCAAAUACCUUUUCCAGUGUCAAAAUGUCAAGUGUCCUAUAUCGUCCCCUAUUGCUCUAACCACUGAAGUGACGUUUGUCGACACUACGGUUUACCCAGAACCGCCCAGGGGCUUACCUCAGCCGAACUGGAAGUUUCCAUUUGGUUUCUUCACUAGAGGCACUGCUGAGCUGGACGGGCAUGUUGUCAUUAACGCCAGUGGCACUGAGAAGGUCACAUGGAGUUUAAUGCUGUUCACAGUAAUGUUACUAACAGGAUUAGAAUUCUUCACUAGCUAGUUGGAUCGCUAUCAGGGAAGUUUCGAGGGCUCC